Molecule: messenger RNA, 3768 nt
Organism: Otolemur garnettii (small-eared galago)
Lineage: Eukaryota; Metazoa; Chordata; Mammalia; Primates; Galagidae
Gene: ASTN1
Product: astrotactin 1
Exons: 22
Biological process (GO): neuron cell-cell adhesion; neuron migration
Molecular function (GO): protein binding
Source: RefSeq, a predicted model, not a curated record
AUGGCUUUAGCCCGGCUCUGCGCCCUGCUCGCCUGCUGCUGGGGGCCGGCGGCGGUGCUGGCCACGGCCGCCGGCGACGUGGAUCCGUCCAAGGAGCUGGAGUGCAAGCUCAAAAGCAUCACGGUGUCGGCGCUGCCCUUCCUGCGCGAGAACGACCUGAGCAUCAUGCACAGCCCCUCGGCCUCCGAGCCCAAGCUCCUCUUCUCGGUGCGCAACGACUUCCCCGGAGAAAUGGUCGUGGUGGACGACCUGGAGAACACCGAGCUGCCCUACUUCGUGCUGGAGAUCUCAGGGAACACAGAGGACAUCCCUCUGGUGCGCUGGAGGCAGCAGUGGCUGGAGAAUGGCACUUUGCUUUUUCACAUCCAUCACCAAGAUGGUGCCCCAAGCCUCCCUGGGCAAGACCCAACUGAAGAACCCCAGCAUGAGUCUGCGGAAGAGGAGCUGCGGAUCCUCCACAUCUCAGUCAUGGGUGGCAUGAUCGCUCUGCUGCUAUCCAUCUUGUGCCUGGUGAUGAUCCUGUACACUCGCCGGCGCUGGUGCAAACGCCGCCGGGUCCCCCAGCCCCAGAAAAGUGCCAGCGCCGAGGCAGCCAACGAGAUUCACUACAUCCCUUCAGUGCUGAUCGGCGGGCACGGGCGCGAGAGUCUUCGCAAUGCCCGCGUGCAGGGCCACAACUCCAGCGGCACCCUGAGCAUCCGGGAGACACCCAUCCUGGAUGGCUAUGAGUAUGACAUCACUGACCUGCGCCACCACCUGCAGAGGGAGUGCAUGAACGGAGGGGAGGACUUUGCCAGCCAGGUUACCCGCACCCUUGACUCUCUGCAGGGCUGCAAUGAGAAGGCCGGGAUGGACCUCACACCAGGCAGUGACAAUGCCAAGCUGUCACUGAUGAACAAGUAUAAAGAUAACAUUAUUGCCACCAGCCCCGUGGACUCUAACCACCAGCAGGCCACCCUGCUCUCUCACACCUCCAGUAGCCAGAGAAAGCGGAUCAACAACAAGGCAAGAGCUGGUUCCGCCUUCUUGAACCCUGAAGGGGAUUCUGGCACAGAGGCAGAGAACGACCCCCAGCUGACCUUUUACACAGAUCCCUCAAGGAGCCGGAGGCGCAGUAGAGUGGGUUCUCCCCGAAGUCCUGUGAACAAGACCACCUUGACCCUGAUCAGCAUCACUAGCUGUGUGAUCGGCCUGGUGUGCUCCUCCCACGUCAGCUGCCCUCUCGUUGUCAAGAUCACCCUGCACGUCCCUGAGCACCUGAUCGCCGAUGGGAGUCGCUUCAUCUUGCUGGAGGGGAGCCAGCUGGACGCCAGUGACUGGCUGAACCCUGCCCAAGUGGUUCUCUUCUCUCAGCAGAACUCCAGUGGGCCCUGGGCCAUGGACCUUUGUGCCCGGAGGCUCCUGGACCCCUGUGAACACCAGUGUGACCCUGAAACUGGGGAGUGCCUCUGCUAUGAAGGUUACAUGAAGGAUCCUGUACACAAGCACCUUUGCAUUCGGAAUGAAUGGGGGACCAACCAGGGGCCUUGGCCUUACACGAUAUUUCAGCGAGGCUUUGACCUGGUUUUGGGAGAGCAGCCCUCUGAUAAAAUAUUCAGAUUCACCUAUACCCUUGGGGAGGGCAUGUGGUUGCCCCUCAGCAAGAGCUUUGUGAUUCCACCAGCGGAACUGGCUAUCAAUCCAUCAGCAAAAUGCAAGACAGACAUGACUGUGAUGGAGGAUAUAUCUCCCCACAGAGAAGAGCUGAUGACUUCAUCCUCUUUCGACAGCCUGGAGGUUCUCUUAGAUUCCUUUGGGCCCGUGCGUGACUGCAGCAAAGAUAAUGGGGGCUGUAGUAAGAAUUUCCGCUGUAUUUCAGAUCGCAAGCUGGACUCCACUGGUUGUGUGUGCCCAUCCGGACUCAGCCCCAUGAAGGACAGUUCGGGCUGCUAUGACCGCCACAUCGGGGUGGACUGUUCCGACGGCUUCAACGGCGGCUGUGAGCAGCUGUGUCUCCAGCAGAUGGCCCCCUUCCCCGAUGACCCCGCCCUGUACAACAUCCUCAUGUUCUGCGGGUGAGUUGAGCUGCCAGGGAGGGCGCCUGGAGUACCCCUGUCCCAGGACACCGGUCUUUCAGUGCUAAAACCCGGAAGGCAAAACAACUUUGCUCGUGGUUUAGAUCAGCAACUGCCAGAUGGUCUUGUGGUGGCCACCGUCCCCUUGGAGAAUCAGUGCCUGGAGGAGAUCUCAGAGCCCACCCCUGACCCUGACUUCCUGACUGGGAUGGUGAACUUCAGCGAAGUGUCUGGAUACCCUGUGCUGCAGCACUGGAAGGUCCGCUCUGUGAUGUACCACCUCAAACUCAAUCAGGUUGCCGUCUCUCAGGCACUCAGCAAUGCUCUCCACUCGCUGGACGGGGCUACGACUCGUGCAGAUUUCGUGGCUCUGUUGGACCAGUUUGGCAACCAUUACAUCCAGGAAGCUAUCUAUGGCUUCGAGGAGUCCUGUUCCAUCUGGUACCCGAACAAGCAGGUCCAGCGGCGACUCUGGCUGGAAUAUGAAGACAUCAGUAAAGGCAACUCCCCAUCCGAUGAGUCAGAGGAGCGAGAAAGAGACCCCAAGGUGCUGACGUUCCCAGAGUAUAUCGCCAGCCUGUCAGACUCUGGCACCAAGCGCAUGGCAGCUGGAGUCCGCAUGGAGUGCCAGAGCAAGGGACGAUGCCCCUCAUCCUGCCCCCUCUGUCAUGUGACAUCCAGCCCUGACUCCCCUGCCGAGCCAGUCCUGCUGGAGGUGACCAAAGCAGCCCCCCUCUAUGAACUAGUGACCAACAACCAGACCCAGAGGCUCUUGCAGGAGGCCACCAUGAGCUCUCUCUGGUGCUCAGGGACAGGAGAUGUCAUCGAGGACUGGUGUCGGUGUGACUCCACCGCCUUUGGAGCCGAUGGACUCCCCACCUGCGCGCCUCUCCCGCAGCCCGUCCUGAGACUCUCCACAGUUCACGAACCCAGCAGUACCCUCGUGGUCCUCGAAUGGGAGCACUCAGAGCCACCGAUUGGGGUACAGAUUGUAGAUUACCUCCUCCGUCAAGAGAAAGUCACUGACAGAAUGGACCACUCUAAAGUGGAGACAGAAACGGUGCUGAGCUUUGUGGAUGACAUCAUCUCUGGAGCAAAGUCUCCUUGUGCCAUGCCAUCGCAGGUGCCAGACAAGCAGUUCACCACCAUCUCUCUGAUCAUACGAUGCCUAGAACCGGACACCAUUUACAUGUUUACCCUGUGGGGAGUGGACAACACAGGACGGCGUUCCAGGCCAAGUGACGUGAUCGUGAAGACCCCUUGUCCCGUGGUGGAUGAUGUCAAAGCUCAAGAAAUAGCAGACAAGAUCUACAAUCUCUUCAAUGGCUAUACCAGUGGGAAGGAGCAGCAGACGGCCUACAACACCCUUCUGGAUCUGGGUUCCCCCACCUUACAUCGAGUCCUCUACCACUACAACCAGCAUUAUGAGAGUUUUGGAGAAUUCACCUGGCGGUGUGAGGAUGAAUUAGGCCCCAGGAAGGCAGGCCUCAUCCUUUCCCAGCUUGGGGACCUCAGCAGUUGGUGCAAUGGACUCCUUCAGGAACCCAAGAUAAGCUUGCGACGAAACUCGCUCAAGUACCUGGGCUGCCGCUACAGUGAGAUCAAGCCCUACGGACUGGACUGGGCCGAGCUCAGCCGGGACCUCAGGAAGACAUGUGAGGAGCAGACCCUGAGUGUCCCCUACAACGACUAUGGGGACAGUAAGGACAUGUAG